UAUCCUAUUGUGAAACUAGGUUGGAUGUUCAAUCCAUGUUGGUGCUGAUGAUGUGAUCAUAGGGCUCUGGAAUUUUUAGACCAUCUAAUUAAUAUGAAAGAGUCCUGAAUUUCUGAAAAGUGAAAUGGAUGACUCCAAAUGGAAUACAGGCUCUGAUGAUGGUCUUGGCCCUAAAGACUCCUUUGAUGAUGAUGUCAACAAUGGAAUCAACUUUUGGUUGGAGGCUGGAGAGCCUGCAGGUUUUGCUGUAUCAGAAGAACCUGAAAGUGGAAGAGAAAAGGCAGAGAAAAAGAGGAAGCAAAGAGGCAGAAGAGGAGGGAGAAAGGGAGGGGCAUCUCAACCCAACCACCAAAGGGGAAAGCCAUCAAUAGAGCAUUCGAAUGCCGAUCAAUCAGGAAUACCAUAUAGCACAGUCAUGACCAACUAUGUGUAUGGUUGCCAUUGGAUUUAUGACAUGGAUGCAGAGGAGAUAAAGAAGAAGAUCAUGAAACUCCUAAGGGAGUCUACAAGUGGAAAAGUUCACACAAGUAGAUUGGGUCAUCCAGCUAUGAUGCCAGUGGGAGAUGUUUUGGAGCUCCUUAAGGGGCAUGACCUGUUCUCCAUUUCUGAAGAGGGUGUCAUUUCACUCACUCUUGAAGUUUGUGAUGCCCACCUCUCAAUUGAAGGAUGUGAGAAGGAAAACUGUAAAUCACUCCAUGUGUGUACCAAGUAUGUAUGUGGAAGGUGCCCUCGUGUCAAAUGUGAUGAAGGGCAUGACUUCAAGACAGGGCACAAUAGGAGGGUGCUGAGGAAGUUUGGCUUGGAGGAUGAAGAUGAAAUGGGGUUAAGAAAAUUCAUCCAGUUGCCCUCCUUUGUUCCUGAGAUUUGCUUUGGUUACAAUCUAGAAGGGUGCAAGAAGGAGUCAGACUGUCAGAGAUUACACAUAUGUGUCUGUCACAUUAUGGAGAAGUGUGAUGAUGCACAAUGUUCUUUGAACCAUGAUGUGUUGGAUGAUCGUUGUCUUGGAGUCUUAAAGAAGUUCAAGUCAUAUUCAGAGAAGACAAGAAAGGAGUGGAAAACUUAUUUGAGAGAUGAAUGGGAGAAGUCUGGCAAAGCUAACAUGGUCCAUGAGAAAAGGAGGCAGCGUCACGAGGGAAAACAAAAGAAGUCUUCAUCUAAACAGAUGAAAUCAAGGCCUCAGGAGGGGCAUCAUUUGCCAUGCAAAAGAGUCAACAAUAUUGUCACUGACAAGGUCCCAGUUCCACCAGAGUUUCGAGGACAUAUGAUUGGAGUUAAGGGGAAGGUGGUGAAUGAAUUCAUGGAAGCAUAUGGUGUCAAGAUCCACGUCCCCUCUUUUCAAGAUUCCUCUAAUGACAUCAUAGUGACAGGUCCACUUACUAAUGUGGAGCAAGCCAGGAAGGCUGUAGAGGAGAAGAUUCAGCAGUUGAAGUCCCAACGAGAGGACAGAAGAGCUCGUUCAUUUGAAGGGCGUCUGAAGGUACCAGCACGGUUCCAUGGAAAAUUAAUAGGGAAAGGUGGUGAAACAGUGAAUAAGCUGACUCAAGACCAUCAAGUGAAGAUAAAUUUCCCAAAAGAAAACACAGGAGGUCCACCUGAUGAAAUUAUUAUAAUUGGGUAUCGGAAUCGUGUGUUGGAAGCUGAGAGAGCGAUUAGAGAACUUGUGCCAUGGCCAUUGCCACGUUUGCAGGAAGAAAGUCAGCAACAAGACACACAUGCCCCAACAUCAUAUUCCCCAUUCUCAGUGCCUCAGCCAAAUGUGGUGGCAUCCGUAAGAGUUGCACCAAGUGUCCCUGCACCAUCAUCUUCAUUCUUGUCAUCAACUGCUAGAACUUACCCAAGUGCAGCAGCAACACCAGUGACUCAGACAACGUGGACAUCAUCACCUCAAAGUAACCAGCAGCCAUCCUCAAUAGCAGGAAGUACUAUUCCUAAUGAUAAUUACAAGCAGUCAUCCAAGGGUGGAAAACAUAACUCUACUUGUGUCUUACUCUGAUCACAAUGAUUCAGAUUUGGUGUUAAAUGGUUUAAAUCAUUUGCUUCAGUCAAAUUUGAAUUCUGAUGCUUGAUAAUUCAUGUGCAACAGGGAUUUU
This is a messenger RNA of Darwinula stevensoni, 2090 nucleotides long. Lineage: Eukaryota; Metazoa; Arthropoda; Ostracoda; Podocopida; Darwinulidae. The record is from the annotation of a GenBank genome assembly.